UGAACUGAACAUACGUGCACAUUUCUCCAAAAUCUUUGUGCAAGUCUUAUCUAUUCCCCUCCAAGACCUGGGAACUUUCUGAGAGCCUUAUCCUGAAAAACACUACUUCUUCUUCUUCUUCUUCAGCCAUGAUGUGGGAAUGGGAAGAAUUAGACGACGCCGUUCCGCAAAACGACCAGCCUGAUACCGAUUCCUACCUCAACUUCGAUCUCUUCUCUGCUCUCUCUAAGCCCAAGGAUUAUUAUAAGAUAUUGGAAGUGGAUUACGAUGCUACGGAUGAUGCUAUUCGUUCUAAUUACAUUCGUCUAGCUCUGAAAUGGCACCCAGACAAGCAGAAAGACCAAGGUGCUGCCACCACGCGGUUCCAGGAGAUAAACGAGGCUUAUCAGGUGAACUCAGCCGGGUUUCUGUUAAAUACAAUUGUGCUUUCAGAGAUACUUUGUGAGGGCUCUGAAACAUCCAAUCUAUUUUGAUCUGGAGUUUCUUUUUCAAGAUUGGGCUCCCUGAGUUGCAGACUAUCUCCAUUCUGCUUGGCUGAAUUGGAGCUAUUCAUCUUAACUCCACUACCAUACGUUGGCAAAUUUUGAUCCCUGAAAUCAGGACUUCUGAAUUUCCCACCAUGCUAAUCUUACAAAGUGGCAAAGAUGGGAGAAUAAAAAAGGUGGUUUGGUGGUUUAUCUGAUAAAUUAAUGCUGCUGAAAUGCUCAGAAAUCUGCUUUCAUGGGGGGCAUGUGUGUGUGCCUCUCUCUCUCUCCCCCCCAAGUUUACAUUGCAUAUACAAGGAUUAGAGGGUCUCUUAACCAUUUUUGCACUUCUACCUGCACUAGAUGAUGGUCUGUCUCCCUGCCUGUGCCUGGUAAAUUAUGUAAAUGCAGUGUGUGUAUGCUUCAUUGGAAUACAUAUCACAAGAUCCACUCUGAUAUGGAUCAUGUUCCGUCCCAUUACUUUUUCCAGCAAGUGUCUGUUCUGUAUUCAUGCUGCUCAUGUUUCCAGAAUCCUAUCUGUAGGAAGCUUCUCUAGGUCAAUAUCUUGAGAACUUGGGCAGUUAGAAUCAAUAAUAUCACUUCUGUUCUGUCUUUAUGUUGAUUCAGAUCGAAGUGAAAUGAAGUCUAAGUUGCUACUUGUAGGCUGAGAAACAGUCCUUGUGUGUAAAUCAACGUAUCUCAGGGAUACAUUGUUCUUGUUGACAAUGACUGAACUUGAGAAGCAUUACCAUGCUGUUGCAACAUGUGUAGGCGUGUUUUGUCUUUGUGUCACACAAAUUGCAAUGCAGCCACUUGCAUGAUACAUGCACCCAAUGCCCAAAUGUUCUGUCCCAAAUGUUCUGUCUCUGCUUUAUGGAGCAGGAGUAAUCAGUGGACAAAAUGAUGCAAAUAGAGAAUAGAUUAUUCUUGUUUGAUCCAAGUGAGGAAUGCUUGUGCCUUAUGACAAUUUAGUAGGUUUUAAUUUAUUUCUAUUUUUAGUUUGUUA
Messenger RNA from Arachis ipaensis, 1470 nucleotides. NCBI's taxonomy places the organism in Eukaryota, Viridiplantae, Streptophyta, Magnoliopsida, Fabales, Fabaceae. The record is from RefSeq and is a predicted model, not a curated record.